GUUUAUUCAUUUUGUUUGUUUCUUUGUGCUUUUCUUUUAUUUUACGGCCAGUUAAAUUCCAAAUUUUAGGUAAAACGGACAUGAUUUCGUGCCAGCGACAUGCCCGCUAUUUGGUAUUCAAGAACGCCUUUGGGCGGCACAUAACUUUAAUGAGAGCUACACGUUUGAUGGCACACAUUUACGUGAGAAACAUGAGUGAGAAGACACAACCAGUCGUCCAGAAGGCCAAAAGUCAGCUGGAACACUCCUGCCUCAUAGAGUAUAACGCACCGACAAAUACUCGACGACUCUCGACAAUUAUCUGCACCAUAGGACCCGCCUCGCGUAGUGUUGAGAUGUUGAUGAAACUGUUGGAAGCUGGAAUGAAUUUGGCCCGUUUGAAUUUCUCGCACGGAUCGCACGAAUACCACGCGGAGACCGUGGCCAAUCUGCGCCAAGCCGUCGAGUGCCACUCCCAAAACCUGGGCUACCAAUUCCACUUGGGAAUUGCCCUCGACACAAAGGGACCCGAAAUACGUAUCGGUCUCAUCGGAGGCAAUGCCUCGGCGACUGUCGAGUUAGAAAAGGGGGCAACCUUUAUAUUAAGCACCAACAAAAAAUUCCAGGAAAAUGGCACGCAGGAGAGGGUCUAUGUGGACUAUGCGAACAUUACCAAAGUGCUCAAGGCUGGGCAUCGCGUAUUUCUGGACGACGGACAGAUCUCGUUGGUAGUAAAGGAAGUCCGGGGCGAAGAGUUGGUUUGCAAGGUGCAAAACGGGGGCAAGCUGGGAUCACGAAAGGGCGUCAACUUGCCCGGAGCGAAUGUGGAUUUGCCCGCCGUUUCCGAAAAGGACAAAACUGAUCUAAAGUUUGCGAUAGACCAAAACCUGGACAUCAUUUUCGCCUCGUUUAUAAGGAAUGCGAAUGGAAUCAAAGAAAUACGCUCGGUGCUGGGUGAGCGGGGCAAGAGCAUCAAGAUCAUUGCCAAGAUCGAGAACCAUGAGGGCAUGCAGAAUAUUAAGGAUAUAAUCGAGGAGUCCGAUGGCGUCAUGGUGGCUCGCGGGGAUCUGGGCAUUGAGAUACCCGCGGAAAAGGUCUUCCUUGCCCAGAAGACUAUUUUCGCCCAGUGCAACAGGGCCGGCAAGCCGGGCAUCUGCGCCACCCAAAUGCUCGAGUCCAUGAUCAGGAAACCCCGUGCAACGCGCGCCGAACUUUCCGACGUAGCCAACGCCGUGCUGGACGGUGCCGACUGUGUCAUGCUAUCCGGCGAAACAGCCAUGGGCGACUAUCCGGUGGAGUGUGUCCAGACCAUGAGCAAGGUUUGUCGCGAAGCCGAGGCCUCCAUCUGGUAUGAGAACCUCUUCACGGAACUGGUGCAGAGCGCAACUAACCAGCUCGAGCAGGUCGUCCUAAUAGCCGCCGUAAGUGCAGCUAUCCGGGCUAAGGCCAAGGCCAUUAUAGUUCUCACCUCGUUGGGAUUCUCCUCGUUCUCACUGAGCCAUUAUCGGCCACCGUGUCUCAUUAUAAGCAUCAUUUCGGGCGACAAUCGGAUUGCACGUCAGUCGAAUCUUUACCGGGGCAUCUGGCCGCUGAGCUACAAGGAGGACUCAACGCACGCUUCCAAGUCGAAGAAAACUAUCGACGAUCGCGUGGAUCACGGCGUCAAGCUGGCCAAGAGCGUGGGCAUCAUCAAGAAAGAUGAUGCCGUGGUCAUUGUCACCAGCAUAAAGUUUGGCAGCGGCUUCACCAACUCCAUGCGAAUCAUAAUCGUGUCAUAAAUUGUUUGAGCUCAUUUUUGAAAUUCGAUUUUAUUAUAUGUCUUCUGCCUUCUGUCUUCUAAUAAA
This is a messenger RNA of Drosophila novamexicana, 1823 nucleotides long. RefSeq names its product pyruvate kinase-like. Gene Ontology annotation, molecular function: potassium ion binding; magnesium ion binding; pyruvate kinase activity. Gene Ontology annotation, cellular component: cytoplasm. Lineage: Eukaryota; Metazoa; Arthropoda; Insecta; Diptera; Drosophilidae. The transcript has 2 exons. Bases 81 to 1757 code for a protein of 558 amino acids. The record is from RefSeq and is a predicted model, not a curated record. Gene Ontology annotation, biological process: glycolytic process.